Messenger RNA from Dunckerocampus dactyliophorus (ringed pipefish), 2859 nucleotides. It is a transcript of the gene mpz, whose product is annotated as myelin protein zero. Gene Ontology annotation, cellular component: membrane. The transcript is spliced from 6 exons. Lineage: Eukaryota; Metazoa; Chordata; Actinopteri; Syngnathiformes; Syngnathidae. The coding region runs from base 152 to 763 and encodes 203 amino acids. Gene Ontology annotation, biological process: myelination. The record is from RefSeq and is a predicted model, not a curated record.
CUGGCAGACCUCCUGUUGCUGUCCCCUCACGUCCUGGCUCCGUGCACCCGUGCACCCAUCUCCGUCCACUCCCCGCAGAGUGGAACUCUUCCGCCGUGUGCACCUCUGUCCUCCGUGUAGGUGGGAAGCCCCACGCUCGCCGCAGACCAUCAUGCUGACCCUGGUGGCGCUGGCGUCGCUUGUCCUCUUGGGAAUAGUGCCUGAGCCAUCCCAGGCCAUCGUGAUCUACACGGGCUGGGAGCGCCACGCCCUGUUGGGCUCCGAUGUGCGACUCUCCUGCUCCUUCUUCUCCUGGCGCUGGACCUCCGAGGACGUCACCUUCUCUUGGACGUACAGGCCCGACGGCUCACGGGACAGCAUAUCUAUCUUCCACUACACUGGGGGUAUGGCCUACGUGGACAACAAAGGGCCCUUCAGGGACCGCCUGGAAUUUGUGGGCGACCCGAGCCGCCGUGAUGGUUCCAUCCUGCUGAAAAACCUGGAGUUCUCCGACAACGGCACCUUCACCUGCGACGCCAAGAAUCCCCCUGACAUCGUGGGCCGGCCCUCCAGCGUGCGUCUGCUGGUGUUUGAGAAGGUGCCCAUCCAGGCCGGCGUGAUCACAGGGUCCAUCAUCGGGGUGGUGCUGGGCCUGCUGGUGCUCAUCGUGGUCAUCUACUACCUGAUGCGUUUCCUGGUGGCGCGCCGUGUCUUCAGCCUCAGCGUCAGCAAACAUGGCAAGAAAAAGAAAGAGGGAUCACAGCAGAGACAGAUAAAGGUCUGACUCCUCCGUGACGCCUCCACCUCUCUAGUCUGCCUGACGUCCCCCUCCUCCCCUCUGCCGCCAUUACUUGCCAUUAUCUCUCCUCCUUUAAGGCAGGCUAUAAGAAGAAUAGCACCGCUAUGUCGGUGGCAGCAGUGUCAAAUAAUUUCCCGUCGCCUCACCGGAGCCCGUUUAUUCACUCAUUGGGCAAAGUGUAAAAGUGUUUAAGACCUAACUGCGCUCGUAACCUCUGUCAGAGGAGCCUUCCAGGCAUCCCUCAGGGUUUUCCUCAAUCUUCUCCCCUUUUUAACGACUCAAUCUGGUGCACACAGUGAGCCUCGGCCGGACCUCCACUAGAGAAAUACGAUGCCAGCUCGUGGCUGGCAGGAGACGGAGGUCCAAGCCACCGUCCUCCGGUCGUGUCUCUUUGGAACUAAUGGAGGUCGUUUUCGCCGGCUAUUUCUGGCGGCCUUACUGUAACAGCUGCACAUUUCUUGGAGGAGAGCUGAGUUGAAGUGGGGAGGGUGGGCGUCCGCCGCUAGGCUCGGGGGACCGGGGACUGACAAGCACACAUGACGUCACGGGCCACAGGACUGGCGACGGAUGCCCUCUGGGGUUUAACAGGAAAGAAGGUGCUCUCCUCAGUUCUUUAAGGUCUUCUACUUUUGUGUCCUCACGUCUUCGCCUUUUAUCUCCUCCACUUCCUGUCGUCUGACGGCAGACGCUGCAUUAUUAGCCCACAAAAUAGGCUGCUACACAAUCCACUCUGCUCGUUAAGUCACUUCUUAUCAGUCUUACAGCACCCCUCACCCCCCUUCAUAGUGGUCAGACCCGACUGUCCCACCUCCUCCCAUUAGUUGUCCUUCAAAUACCCCCUCACAAAGCGGCAUGUCCACCUCGCCGGCCGGCUCUCCUUCCUUUGACCUUUUAUUUCCGCUGGCUCAAAUGCCAAAGUACUAACCUCUGCCCCCUACUGGCAAAGCAUAAAAAACAACACGUCGGCGGGAAGCCUUUGACCGCCACCUUAACGCUUGGCUAGCCUUCCUCCUCACAGAUGUUGUGUGUUUAGAACCACCUUUCCACCAGCGUGGAAGGUAAAUACCCAUCUGGCUUGUGUUUGGCGGGAAAUACAGUGACAUCAAUGUGAAGUUCUAGAAGAAAGACCAUGCAGAAAAUGUGUGAAAGUAUUUUUUUUGUCAAGUAGAAACUCAAAGGGGCUUGAUUCCUGUCGUCGUCAUGAUCUGCGAUGUAUUCUUUUUAAAUGGGGCACUUUUGUUGCCGAGAUCUGCUUGGAUGAGUUGUGUUGGAACCCUUCAUGGACAGUGGAAAUGAACCGAACCGUGACUGCUUGGUGGAAACAUGUGCCAUCGUGCGUUGGCCCAAGUAAAGAAAGUGUCCAAAACACGCACACAUUCUUUGAAGACGAAGGGUGGAGGUGGGACCUCAAGGCUCAAGGCACUCAAGGCAGCAGGAGAACGCUUUGUCGGAACCUAAAAAAUCCAAACCCUCUUGCCUCAGCACACUUCCUCUGUCAAGGUGCUCCUUCCCAAACAACCCUCAUGACGAGCCAAAGACAGAUGGCGAUCCAGGUGGACGUGGGAUGUAUGGCCAAGACUUGAAUGUUCCUUUCAAAUUCCUAACUGCAGGUGCUACAAGAUGUCGUAACUGGAGAUGUGCUUUGCCUCAUCAGCCUGACCACGUUUCUAUGGACACCGCCACCUGCUUCUGGGACACUCCAUGUUUACUUUACGGAGCAUAGUCCAGAACUUCAUUUGUUGUGUUAUACCUUCUAGAUCCAUCACAGUGUAUUCAUCUACUCAUUCGCAAUAGAGACGUUAUUGCGUCCAUGGAAACUGGGCCUGUCCUGUAUUUAGCUUUAGCCUUCUCUCAAGCUAACUAUUGAGAAUGUCCAGACGCCUGCUCUAAUUAUAUUAAAAGAUGUUUUCUUUGUAUGUUUUAUGAGCUGUAUUAAGUAGCAAUGUAACGUUUGACUGUGGCUUCUUUUAUUGUUUUUGUUAUUAUUUUUUUGACAUUUGUUUUAAUGCUCGUCGUCACUUUUAACGGCUGUGUAAUAUUGUUGUAAAAAGAACGUGAAUAAACUUUAGCCCCGAGACAAA